Messenger RNA from Wasmannia auropunctata (little fire ant), 774 nucleotides. RefSeq lists its product as uncharacterized. The transcript has 4 exons. Bases 184 to 768 code for a protein of 194 amino acids. The record is from RefSeq and is a predicted model, not a curated record. Lineage: Eukaryota; Metazoa; Arthropoda; Insecta; Hymenoptera; Formicidae.
UUGAUUAAAGUAACAAAAGUACUGGAAGUAACACUCCAAAUUUACACAAUUGUCAUCAUUGUAAUUGGAGAAUCUGUACAAAAAGUGUUUGAUAUUAUAAGAUUGUUUGCUUUUUGCUGUAUCCAAUUGAAAUAUUUAAACAAAGUGCCUAUUUUUGCUGCAGGUAUUCAAAAAUACUUAACUAUGUAUUACGGAUUAUUAUUAUUAUAUUGUGCAUUUUGCAUUUUAAAAAUGAUAACUGGAGAUCAAUCAUUUUUAUAUUUGAAUGAGAUUCGCAGUUUAAGCGAAUUGCCAAUGGAUAAACUGAUUCACAUAAGAUCUUCCCUCGCAAGCAGUAAUGAUAUUACUGACGAAAAUGAAAAUAAAGAUAUCGACAUGUCCAGUAGAACAUUACCAUUGACACAGCCAAUGGCUUUGUCAAUGGCAUUGAAGAAAAAUAACAGGAAGCCUAUAAGACGACACGAAGAACACGAUGAUGAAAAAGGCAUGGAUACGAAAAUUUCCAAAAUUUUUCAGCUGGCAGUAACUGCGCUCUCUUUUCUCGCAUUCGGUGGUUAUCUCCUUACUCUCAUAAUUACAUCGAUUCGUCGCAAUAAUGGAAACGGAAACGGAAAUGUCCUCGUAUUUUCGAAUCUACAAAAUCUACAGAAACUGAACCGUCCCAAACGAAAUAUUUUAAUACUCGAUCCGAUGGAGAAUAACUUCGAAACAGACAAACUUUAUGAAGGAAUGAUUAUGCUUUCAAGAAGUUACGCCUUAUACAAUUAAUCACAA